AUGCCUGUACAAUCUGGCAGCACCUGUGUCUGUGUACCAACAAACUGUACACCUGGCAGCGAUCUGUGUCCAAACAACCUGUAUACCUGGCAGCGAUCUGUGUCUGUGUACCAACAAUCUGUACACCUGGCAGCGAUCUGUGUCCAAACAACCUGUAUACCUGGCAGCGAUCUGUGUCUGUGUACCAACAAACUGUACACCUGGCAGCGAUCUGUGUCCAAACAACCUGUAUACCUGGCAGCGACCUGUGUCUGUGUACCAACAAACUGUACACCUGGCAGCCCCCUGUGUCUGUGUACAAACAACCUGUACACCUGGCAGUCCCCUGUGUCUGUGUACAAACAACCUGUACACCUGGCAGCGACCUGUGUCUGUGUACAAACAGCCUGUACACCUGGCAGCCCCCUGUGUCUGUGUACAAACAGCCUGUACACCUGGCAGCAAUCUGUGUCUGUGUACAAACAGCCUGUACACCUGGCAGCAAUCUGUGUCUGUGUACAAACAGCCUGUACACCUGGCAGCCCCCUGUGUCUGUGUACAAACAGCCUGUACACCUGGCAGCCCCCUGUGUCUGUGUACAAACAGCCUGUACACCUGGCAGCGACCUGUGUCUGUGUACAAACAGCCUGUACACCUGGCAGCGACCUGUGUCUGUGUACAAACAGCCUGUACACCUGGCAGCGACCUGUGUCUGUGUACAAACAGCCUGUACACCUGGCAGCGACCUGUGUCUGUGUACAAACAGCCUGUACACCUGGCAGCGACCUGUGUCUGUGUACAAACAGCCUGUACACCUGGCAGCGACCUGUGUCUGUGUACAAACAGCCUGUACACCUGGCAGCGACCUGUGUCUGUGUACAAACAGCCUGUACACCUGGCAGCGACCUGUGUCUGUGUACAAACAGCCUGUACACCUGGCAGCGACCUGUGUCUGUGUACAAUCUCCUGGUCCCUCCUAGCCAGCCUGUAUACUGCAUAGCAUUGAAUGAUCCCAGACAAUGCGGUUUGUUAAAUCUGUCAGAUAUGGUUGGAAUGUUUUGCUCAGGUAAAUAGCAUCCCUUGCGGGAUCUGUGAAAGGCUAAAAAAGGAGACAUAAACAAAUCCACAACAAUGAAGGAGAUGGGAUUUGACAUUUUGCCAGAUCUGCGAUGCACUUCGGAGGAGCAUAAAGAGAUGGAAGAGAUAAAGGUUGAUUGAAAGCAGAUCUGACGGUUUACCUGGGAAUUAAACUCCAUCCAAUUCAUCUCAUAAGGGCCGGGGCUCUAAUUAUCCCCAAUUUGUAGCUAAUUAAAAAACACAAUGACUUCUUAAAGACCACAAAUAAACAACACACGGGUUAAUAACUUAGACAUUUCUAUACUGAUUAAAAUGACAUUGUGGUGAUUUGACUUCCUUUUCUUUUUACAUACGGAUGUCAUGACAUUUCAAGCUAUUAAAACUUUUACAGAAUUGCAAACAAAACCUUUAUUGUAAUAUAUUGUAGAAAGUGACCGCAGAUAGGAAACACAGAGACAUUUGUAUAGCGAAUAAACACGGUAAAGACUUUGGUCUGCUCAGUAAAUCCUGGAAUAAUAUAUCAGAGAGAUAAUUCCGUCUGAGUUUGGCUUGCAUUCACAAUACACUGUGCAGUUAGUAAACCCUUACUGAGAAUCCUGUCGGUAUCCAGCCUCUCGAGGGUUAGAGCGACUGAUGGUCUAUUGUUUGCCUAGACUGUUAGCGUACGGACAGAUCACUACCAUAGUAAUUAGGAUGACCCGGCGGGUAACGAGGAUACCUGCACUCUGGGUUUAUUUAUUAUAGAGAAUUGACAAGGUCCAAAUAACUCAAUUUGAAUGAUAGUUUCACGUAUGAACGGAUUGUUCCCUCAGUUGCUUGCGGUGAUCUCAGGAUCAGCACCACGGCCAGAGCUGCAGGCCGAGCAUUGCUGAACAUGGAAAAGCAUCCAUUUACAGGCAGUGUCUGGAAGCAGUUUAAGGGCUUCCAGGCUCGAAUUACACUGUUAAUGAGCUGUACUAGUCCAUAG
Pelobates cultripes (western spadefoot toad) is the source of this 2023-nucleotide messenger RNA. The record is from the annotation of a GenBank genome assembly. Lineage: Eukaryota; Metazoa; Chordata; Amphibia; Anura; Pelobatidae.